GGAGAAGUGUGUCGCCGCGAGCUUCGGUGCGUGUCUGUGUUGGUGCUGGUGGUGUCGAGGCGUGCGCAUGUGUCGUGAGGCCUCGGCGAAGGAAAUCCUUAUCUUCGUGAACAUUCCCCCGCGAAAAAAGUGGUGAUGCGACCCAAGAACAGUGAAAGUGAGUGCCCGUGUUGUGCCCAGUAACCAGUGACAAGUGAGUGCCCUGACCACCACGCCCCCACGACCCCGAAGUGACCUACUACGACCCCAACGACUUUGAACUCACACCAGGAAGCUAAGGGUGUAUAAGGGCGUGGCGUGGUGUGCCGGCGUGUCUGUGAGGGCGAGCUAGCAUGUGUUGGGGGCGUGGGCGCCUCUAGGCAGCCUGACCAGAGCCAAGUCCCAGGAUGAGGCGGCCACCGACAUCCCGACCUCUCCCGCUCCUCCUCCUCCUCCUCUUCUUCCAUGUCCUUCUCCUCCUUCUGGCCUCGCCGCGGGUCAGCGGGUUCCAGACCCCUGCAGGAGGAGACGCCUCGCUCGUCGUGUUCUCCAGCUUCCCCAGCUUCGCCACGGAGACUAAAGACACUGAAGGUGGGCCCCGGGCGCCUACAGACUCUGUUCCCCACGUCAACACGGAUAAAUCCCAUCAUGGUCUACCCAGCGACCCGCAUCGAGACCUUCCCCCCACGACCGGUCACAGCGGGGCCGAGGGGCGGGCCAUGGCGGGGAACUCCACCGCCGGCAACGACGACGCCCCGAAGACCGGGAUAUUCCUGUUCAGCACACUCAUGAAGACGUCCACAGACGCGGAGGGAUUAACGACACUUGAGGCUGCCGUAGCCCAUAACGAAACUUCGACAGUCCCCGAUGUGACUGAGAUUACAGCUUCCCCCACUGAUGACCCUUUCACCGUCCCUUCAGAGCAGACUUCGUCCCCAUCCUCUAUCACCACAAGACACCCGAGAACAACGGUGUUUGCCCAGGAGAGUGGUGUGGAAGCCCAGCCUGACGAGGCGGGGAAAAAUGAACAAAAGGCCACUGAGGCAAGCGUCGCUCCUGGCUCCCUCGCUUCUAUGCUGCAAAGAAUGAAGUCAAGUCCCAGACCAAGCGCCGCCAAGCCGGCCCGAGAGAGGAAGGAGAAGGAAGACUCACCACAGCAGAUGACCUUGGCGGAGAGGCUGAAGGCCCUGCAGGCGCGGCGCGCCGCCAGACUCGGGGUUGUUCAGACCAGGCCGGGCAGUCUGUUCAGGCGCAACAACAGUCCUCCCCAGGCGAGGGAGAGUCCUGUGCUGCGACGUUUUGGGGAUUUAUCUGUCGGCAAUUCAGAAGAUGAGGCGAGGCAGCAAACCUUAACUGAGGAGCCUACAAUAUCCUUCAUCGAGCCGCCUCCUGAAAGUGAAGGUGAAGCAAGACAAGAUAUAAAUGAACCCGACAUGGUGGGUGAGGAGGCGAGUGUGGUGAGCACAGUCCAGUCAGAGUCACCCGGACCAGAGGCCUCAUCACCCAUUUCAGGGAAACCCGCGCCCAAAAAACGUCAGCGUUUGUCAUACACACAACGUCUUCGAGGACGCAUCCAGACGCUGCGGGAUAGACGCCUAAGCUCCACCACCCCAAGGCCACGCCCCCCUCGCCCCGAGACCAUUGCCAGGCCGCGCCCCGCCCCGCGUCCCAGAACGGAGAGCAACACUGACGGCCUCAGUCUCAGUCAGCGGCGGAGAAAUCAGUUUUAUCAGCGCCUGAGGAACCGCGCCUUUACGACACGAGCUCCAAGCGGUGUAAGUGUAAACACUCCUCAAGAGAAAGACCCAGAGGUCACGUCUGAGGCUCCUGCCAUAAACCAGCCGCCCAAGAGGCUGUCUUUCCUCCCCACCACCAAGAGGCCUCUCUCCUUCAGGGAAAAGAUUCAACAGUUCAGGAACAGAAACAGAUUUAUUCCCGCCAGUUUGCGUAAGCAACAGGAGUCAACCACGUCCUCCACCACCACAACAACCACUUCGACCACGCCGCCCCCGACAACUGUCACCACAACACCUCCCCCAACGACCAUUGGGACGACACCUGCGCUGGCCUUCAACACUUGGCCCGUGACGGAAGCUCCUGAGGACGACAACUUCCUCAUCACAGUUCCGUCAACGACUGAAUCAUCGGAUAAUUCAAGGCGAUUUCAGAUCAGAAAGAUGAUCGACGCCAUGCUGAGCUCGAAGGGUUCCUCCGACCCCCCCACCACCGAGCAGGUCCUCUCCCUCCUGGAGCUGGCAACCUCCCGACCAGUGUUCAUGCAAACAACGGAGUCCCUCCUCCGCACACUGCCGGAGCACCGCGGCACCUCCAGGCCCAGGUUCUCUAUUCCGGGGACGGAAAACAAAGAAAGCCGCUCCGAAAUUUCUCUCGCCGAUCUCCUGACGACUAUCACCGAAUCUGUCAGUCUGCCGACGACAGAGCGCUCACUCCACGGCUCCGCCCGCGAUCGGUCAAAACCCUUCCAACAAUUCCCUUCACUGUCAGACAAACUGGCCGCUUCUCACGCACCGAAGCGUUCAAAAUAUGAACCAUCCUCAACAUCUCCAGCACCCACGACGGAAGAGUCAUCGGUCACAACCCUCGUGGGGGCCUUAGACUUCGCCUCUGGCCUGUCCGAUGAAACAGACACUGACACCACAACGACAACCCUGGCGGUGGAGACCACAACACCUUCGUUCAGCAGCUCUACGGUCACGGAUGCAGAGGAAGAUGAAACUCAUUUCACAACACAAGAGCCUCUGGCAACAACCACAGCCGAGGACCUGAGAGUCAAAAAUCUAAUAGACAAGCUGUUGUCCCAAGGCGUGAUAACCGUGCCUCUCCCGGAUGACUCGGAGCCAGUGACGCCAAGCAUGGAAGAAGUUCUGCUGACAACGACAAGUGACGCUCUUCCUCCAACGUCCGCGCCUUCCCCUAGCCCAGAGCUGCCGCAGCUCACCCGUGGCGCACCGCCGAGCAGGACACCGAUGAGGUCCGGAUCUCCAUUCACUGACAACCCUUUGGUGUCUACUGUAAAAAUGAUGGACACAACUGCCAAAUUCAACAACGAUGACGUGGAGGUCACGGAGGCCCCACAAACUACUACCUCUGACGAUGCCCUCUUACAGACAACCUUCUUCCAGACCUCGCUGCCUAUCACUGACACAGCAGACUCUGUAUUUGAUAUCGCCGGAGACUUGGAAGAAAACGAGAUAGAUGCCGUCAACUCGAAGGACAACUUACACUCGCUAAUGAUGAGCUUCGGCCGCUCAUCAAUACGUCCCGAACUCGCAGCGGUGAACCAGGUGCUCGGCUUCACCCUGACGACGGAUGAUAGAGUCAGCCCUGUUGAAGUGAGCCUCGAGAAGCCCCAAACGCCGAGGGAGGAGGACUUGUAUGACGAUCUGGAGGUAGCGGCGACCGAGCAGGUCAUGAUCACUACCAGCCUCAGAGAUGACGACUUGACCCCUACCCCCCUUAACUUAGAUAUGACGACCUUCUCAGUGUCUGAACCUUCCCCACAGAUUCACAGUACCACCGAGGCCACCAGCCUGGGCGCGGCAGCCGCUGCUGGAGAGCGGCACUCGGGGACAGGCAAAGAGGAAAAGGCAGCGUCAAUAAAAGAGGCAGGUACUUCUGUCGAAGAAAAUCCUGAUGCAGUAAAACCAGUGUUUGCUAUCGCUACUUCUGAACCGCCUGGGAAGCAGAUGCCAACCACCACACCACCCGUGCCAGACGCUGCGGGUCCUCAGGGUAACAAGAAACCCUCUGGAGAAAAUGAAAACGUGACCCUUUCACUCCAAAAUUUCCUGCGUCAAGGUGCCUCUGAGAAGGCUGACGGCUCGCCAAGUGAUUCGGCUGACGCCUUCCAAGGAGUGUCACAAGCUGUAUUGCGAGAAAGACUUCACCUUCUGCGACUCAUGAAGGAGCGACAAGGAGGGAAAGGAGGCCAGGAGACUCCAUUAGAGAGGCCACGGACAACCUCUGAGUCACCAUCGACUACCAGCAGGGUCAGCCUCAGAGAACUCAUCAGAAAGAAAACUUCAGGAGAGGUUACCGGACCGGGAAUGACCAUGAAGACCUCGCUUGGCGAACCCAGCACCACAACACAGACAACGCUCACGACAGGAGCGCCUGAGCCUCGCCCCACCGCGGCCACCAAGCCAGCACAAACGCAGAGUACAUCAAAGACAAAUGACGCCAUGAGGCGUUUUCUUGAGCUCAACAAACAUGUACUGAGUGCCCUCAGAGCCAAGAAAAAGGCUCCGUCAACCACUGAGGCCACACCUCCGGUCACGUCGACACUCCCCACUAUUCGCUCUACGACGAGACAUUCUAUUCCUGACCUGGGAACAGAGUCAUCGGGGUCAAAAGAGGAGGGAGCCCCCCCGGUAAUAACCCAAGUCACCCCUCAGCCCCCCAUAACCACCGCUGCCACACCCCAACACCAGAACCAGCCACAUGAGGGGACAAAAGUGAGGACUUCCUCGCUCCUGAGGCCCGUGUCGCUGCUUCCAGACAUAAACGAAACUCCUAGUCCAGCAACCCACAGCAUAGAGUCGGCAUCCGCUAGCAACGUCCAAAGGCCAGUUUCUCGUGAACAUGAAGAUCAGCUAACGAAAAAGAAUCAAGGACCAUCUACGUCUCGUCCUGAGGUGACUACCAUUCAUUCGCGCGUCUCUCCUCCACCAUUCCGUGUAAGACGCCCUCACCCACCUACCAAGUUCUCCCUUUCACGGCCAGGGCAGGAUUCUCCCGAGCAGCAACAGCCCGCAACUUCUUUCUCGCCAGGUCCAUCAGAAAGUGUAGCAGAGGGCCCACAAGUCGUGUCCACCACAUCACGACCUAGGCUGCACCCCAUCAUCAUCCCCCGCCCCGGUGCUGCCCCCGCCACGGAUAUCGCAAAACCCGAUGAACCCAGUGAUGGCGCAGGUCGGCCCUCCGAGGUUCAGACAGAAAGACCGAGCCCCGUCAGGGUCACCACAUUAGCAUCGCUACUAAACAGGAAGCGCAUUCCAGGCACCAGAUUCCACCAGGCGAAACAAAAAACCACUGUGCUGUCCAAGACGACCUCGGAGAGCGUUCCUGAGACUACAAAACUACCGGAAGACGACACCCUCGCUCCUGUCACUCUUCCCUCACAAGAAGAAACUACGAUAAUCCCUCAAGUGCCUGACGACAAUCUGCAGACCUCCGCUCCGCAAGUGGCACAGACCAAACCGAGCCUGAGCGACAACUCUAUCAAGCCCCCGUCGUUCAAAGGAACCAUCUCGGUGACGGAAGGGAUGACAGCCGAGGACGUGCCACCGCCCUUCACGUUCCAGGACACAAACGGAAAUUUUCGGACGGGACUUCAGGGCAGACCCGCAGGAGCCUUCAAGCCUUCCGUCAGUGUCGGCGUUCCUCUACCGUUCCCAGGCUCUCGUCCGCCACACGUCGCCUUCCCCACCACCACGUCUCCCGCCAUACAGUUUGAACCAACACACAUCCCGACAAGACCUUCCAGCGGGGGGGCGAUACAAGGCCUGGACACCUCCGCCACCACAGAGUCCCCGUCCUCCUUCCCCACCAGCCCUCAAGACCUAACGCACGAGAAAAAUACACUGACACCGACUACUUUAUCCAUUGAUGUAGACACAGGCGCCCCCGGAAAGCCUCUACCCUUCUUUACGGCCACGCCAAAGCCUGGAUUCGCAUCCUUUACGCUCGGACGAAAUGAAGCGUUUUUUUCAGAUGAUGAAGUGAUUGCUACGACUUUCCAUCCCCCGGUGACGGAGAUUCCUGUGAUCACGACGCCCAUCACCACCGUCACGCCUCAGGUAAUCCUGGUGGCCUUGCCUGUGGUCAACGGCUCAAUAGUAACUGGCAGCCUCCUUCCAGAAGAGGACGAUGUAGCCGGACGAGAGAAUGAACAACCCGGCGAGUCGGUGAGUCCGCCUAACCUCAAGCACAUGAUAACCAAAGGCGUCACCAUCACCUCGACGGAAGGCGUCAUCGACAGGGUGCCACCCACUGCGGCUCCAGAGUCACCGUCACCCCCACACUCCCUGCUCGUCCCGCCGCCCACUCACCCCACAUUCCUAAACCCUCAAACGGAGCAAGACUCUCCACAGAACAUUUUACAGAGGGAGGACGAGGAGCUACGUCUACGAUUCGCAUCUGACUCUCUAUCUCAGGCCGUGCCGAGUGAACACAGCCUGGGCGCCACGGAGGAAAAGAAACUCAAAGGCGAAAUAACAGUGAACGAGCAACAAGGACGCGUCGGCGCCACCAAGAGGCCUUCAAGCCUUCAAGCGGGGCAUCUCAACCUCAACGAGCUUCGGCAACACCAACUUGCAGGACAGGUAACCGACAGGGCAUCUCAAGGUCUUCCGACGCCGACUGGAUUUCAAGAACAACAAAUUGGUAGCCAGGUGUUCUUAGGGCAGUCUAACGGUCCCCGGCAGCAGAGUAACAUUGCAGCUACGGGUCAGUCCACUCCUCAGGGCUCACAGCAACCUCCAAGACAGCAUAACAUUAGGGGUCAGCAUAUAUCGGACGACAGACCCGUUAGUGUAGGUCCGCAUAGUAUAGAGACACAACAUACUUUAGGACAGGGAGGAGUUAUAUCGAAUCAGCAAACUGUAGGAGUAUCGCAGGUACAUAACGAAGGGCAGACGACACUAGGUCACCGCCAGUUUGGGAACCAGCACGUAUCUGACCAGGUACCGCCAGGACAACACGGAGGAGUGCAGGCCAUAGCUGAACAGGGACAAACGACACCGCCUCAGCAAAAUAUAGUGAACCAGCAUACAAUUGUACAGGGGCUAACUGAACACGGCCAACUUAUCACAAUGAACCGGCGUACACUCAAUCGAAGAAAAGGAGUCUCGGGCCAUGAUGAAACAGUGAACCAACAAACACUCGUACAUGGACAAAACCCAGGCCAGGAACGUACGAGUCAGCACACCUUCAGCCAAGAACAGGGUGCGCCAAAUCAGCAGGUGUUUGGGGGUAAGCAGCAAGACACUCUGACUCAGCAACACUCUCAGGGGCGUCUUAUUCAGGGUCAGCAGAACCCCCAAGCACAGGGCGUUCAAAACCAAGCUGACCAACAGGAACAGACUAUACAAGGUCAGCACAACUUCCAAGACCAAGGCAUUGAAGGUCAGCAGCACCAAAAAGGUCGGAUUAUCCAAGGUCAGCAUAACCAACAAGGUCAGAUAAUCCAAGGUCAGCAUAACCAACAAGGACAGAUCACCCAUAGUCAGCAUGAACAACAAGGACAGGUUAUCCAAAGUCAGCAUACCCAACAAGGGCAGACUAUCCAAAGUCAGCAUGAACAAGGUCAGAUUAUCCAGAGGCAGCCAAACCAUCACCAAGGAGAGGUUAUCCAAGGUCAGCAUAACCCACAAGGACAACUAAUCGACGCUCAGCAUAACCAACAAGCGCAGGUUAUCCAGGCUCAGCAUAACCCACAAGAACACACUAUCCAGGCUCAGCAUAACCCACAAGAACACACUAUCCAGGCUCAGCAUAACCCACAAGAACACACUAUCCAGGAUCAGCAUAACCCACAAGAACACACUAUCCAGGAUCAGCAUAACCCACAAGAACACACUAUCCAGGAUCAGCAUAACCCACAAGAACACACUAUCCAGGCUCAGCAUAACCCACAAGAACACACUAUCCAGGCUCAGCAUAACCCACAAGAACACACUAUCCAGGAUCAGCAUAACCCACAAGAACACACUAUCCAGGAUCAGCAUAACCCACAAGAACACACUAUCCAGGCUCAGCAUAACCCACAAGGACACACUAUCCAGGCUCAGCAUAACCCACAAGAACACACUAUCCAGGAUCAGCAUAACCCACAAGAACACACUAUCCAGGCUCAGCAUAACCCACAAGGACACACUAUCCAGGCUCAGCAUAACCCACAAGGACACACUAUCCAGGCUCAGCAUAACCCACAAGGACACACUAUCCAGGCUCAGCAUAACCCACAAGGACACACUAUCCAGGCUCAGCAUAACCCACAAGGACACACUAUCCAGGAUCAGCAUAACCCACAAGGACACACUAUCCAGGAUCAGCAUAACCCACAAGAACACACUAUCCAGGCUCAGCAUAACCCACAAGAACACACUAUCCAGGAUCAGCAUAACCCUCAAACACAGAUUACCCAAGCUCAACACGACACACAAGAACUGGGUCUCCACGGUCAGCAUAACCCACAAGCAAAGACGAAUCAGGCUCAGCAUAAUCAACGAGGACAGCUGAUUCAAGGACAGCAUAACCAGCAAGGACAGGCUACCCAAGGACGAGAACAAGGACAAGGACAGCCUUCCCUGGGUCACCAAAAUUUUCAGAGUCCUCAGGGAACACACACAGCCUCUGAGGGACAGCAAAACACUCACGGACAACAAAGCGGCCACGGACAAGAUUCGACUCAGGGACAGAAUUUCCAGGGACAGGAUGUAAUUCAGGGACAGAUUAACCAAGGACAAGGUCGGACCCAAGAACAGGCUAGCCAAGGACAAGUUAUUCAGGGAGCAGACGUGAUUCAAGGACAGAUUAGCCAAGAGCAGGGAGACAUCGUUGAAGGACAAACUACCCCAGGACGAGAAGUGAUUCAAGAACCGAAUAUACAGGGACAAGACGUGACUCAGGGACAAGAAGUAACAGAAGAGCCCAUUCCCACCACUCAGGCCACCUUUCUAGAGGGACAUUCGGCCACUCAAAACAAACACGAACUUCAACAAGACGCAAAACAGCCCGUGAGCAGUCCGCCGCCUCAGCAUAACUCCAGAAGAGGCAAAUUCAUAUCAGGAGAUGCAGUUCAGGGCGCCCAGCUGAUCUCUUCUGAUAGGAAUGCUGGGAAACUAGAAAUUCAGAACGUACACCCUGAAAGACCGAUCAUCAGAGGCCAAAGCGUUGUCCCACCGGUGCCUGCAAGGGGUGGGGUGCACACUACCUCAAGGGGCCAAACCAGAGGACAAAACUCCCGUAACCAGCAGCAGAGGACUCAGGCGGGUGACAAACAAAGACUCGACAGCCCAAAGAGCCCCGCAACCCUUGGCCACUUCACCAACUCGGCCGCGGGGUUCCUGCGCGGGCCCGCCAACUCUGUCAUUAGAGGGGCUGCGAGCCAAAGAGAUGGCCUUCCUGCCCCUGAUGAUGAAGGGGAUUUCCUGACCACAGUCCUCCCGGCGACGUUCAAGACCUCCGGCUCCAGGCUUCCCGUGGGGCAGGACUCUGACGGCGACGAGAUCCCUGGUCAGGCGGGCAUCGACUACCCCAUCCUAAAGACCAUCCCCGCGACGGCCUUCCGCUGCACGCCCGCCAUGGCUAAUAUGAUGUUCGCGGACCCCGAAACAUCAUGCCAGGUGUAUCACGUGUGCAGCGGCAACCAGAAGUUCUCGUUCCUGUGCCCCAAGGGAACGCUCUUCAACCAGGACACGUCGGUGUGCCAGUGGUGGUUCACGGUGGACUGCACGCGUCAGAGCCGCCGCCUGGCCGAGGUGCGGGGCCUCUCGGCGGGCUGAGGCUUCACGUAUUCCCCUGAGAGAGAAGAGUCGAGUGAUGGGUGGUGGGUGGGUGGCUCAACAAGGAAGCAACAUUCACCUCGCCAUACACAGAACAUUAAUACUAUUAGUGUAACGAGGACAUGCAUGACUGUCUCGUGUGAUGGGGUCGUCGGAGCAGGCAGGAGGCGCCGCUCGGCCUCUCCCCCGCUCCUCCCCGCGCAGUGAAUGUCUGCCCAAAGAGUGCAUGUUUGUGCCCAGACUCAUUUUCGUCAGCGUGAAGAAGUUGGUGGCGUGCUAAAUUAUGUUCUCGUGUGUAUUUGUGUUGCAGGCCAGCCAGUGUGUGUGUGUGCGUGUGCGUCUGCGUGUGCGUGUGUGUGUGUGUGUGUGUGUGUGUGUGUGUGUGGAGCCGCCGCAGCGUCCCAGGUCGUGCGCCUCGGCCGAGCUCUCUUCCCUCUGUAUCAUAACACCUUCAACGCACUGUAUCAAUAAAUGUUUUCCAUUGUU
Eriocheir sinensis (Chinese mitten crab) is the source of this 9992-nucleotide messenger RNA. Its product is annotated as mucin-5AC-like. The transcript has 5 exons. NCBI's taxonomy places the organism in Eukaryota, Metazoa, Arthropoda, Malacostraca, Decapoda, Varunidae. Gene Ontology annotation, cellular component: extracellular region. Gene Ontology annotation, molecular function: chitin binding. The record is from RefSeq and is a predicted model, not a curated record. Bases 387 to 9506 code for a protein of 3039 amino acids.